UCCAUCAACAAUCAGUCAUCGCCGCUAAAAACUUUAAAGAACAAAAAAAUAUCUUGAAACCCGGAGAUGUCGGACGAGGAGCACCAUUUCGAAUCCAAGGCCGACGCCGGCGCCUCUAAAACCUAUCCUCAGCAGGCCGGUACUAUCCGCAAGAACGGCUAUAUCGUCAUAAAAAACCGCCCAUGCAAGGUUGUUGAAGUUUCCACCUCCAAGACUGGGAAGCAUGGUCAUGCUAAGUGUCACUUUGUCGGAAUCGACAUCUUCACUGGCAAGAAACUGGAAGAUAUUGUUCCAUCUUCCCACAACUGUGAUGUUCCACAUGUCAAUCGUACUGAUUACCAGUUGAUUGACAUUUCUGAGGACGGAUUUGUGAGUUUGCUGACUGACAGUGGAGACACCAAAGAUGAUUUGAGGCUUCCAACUGAUGACAACUUGUUGAAACAGAUAAAGGACGGUUUUGCUGAGGGGAAAGACCUAGUUGUGUCUGUAAUGUCGGCAAUGGGUGAAGAACAGAUCUGUGCUCUCAAGGACAUUGGUCCAAAGUAGGCUUUGAGAUAUAAAUGGAAAUGGUUCUUAUAAGAGCUUAUUAAUGACUUUGCACCGUCCAAGAUAUUGGACAAUUAUAAAAUGCUCAAUUUCCAUGGCUGUUCUAUUAUUAUUAUUAUUAGGAACCUUUCUCUGCUCCCAAAUGGCACGUGCAAGACGGUGAGUUUCAUGUACGUGUUAUUUUUUCCAGUGGUGUAAUCGUGUUUUGACUUAUUAUUAGAUUAUAUAUAUGUUUGAUAUUUUAAUAA
Gossypium raimondii (Peruvian cotton) is the source of this 794-nucleotide messenger RNA. Its product is annotated as eukaryotic translation initiation factor 5A. The record is from RefSeq and is a predicted model, not a curated record. Gene Ontology annotation, biological process: positive regulation of translational termination; positive regulation of translational elongation. Gene Ontology annotation, molecular function: translation elongation factor activity; RNA binding; ribosome binding. The transcript is spliced from 5 exons. Bases 67 to 546 code for a protein of 159 amino acids. NCBI's taxonomy places the organism in Eukaryota, Viridiplantae, Streptophyta, Magnoliopsida, Malvales, Malvaceae.